Messenger RNA from Gopherus evgoodei (Goodes thornscrub tortoise), 933 nucleotides. RefSeq names its product aminoacylase 3 (gene ACY3). Gene Ontology annotation, molecular function: aminoacylase activity; hydrolase activity, acting on ester bonds. The transcript is spliced from 6 exons. The record is from RefSeq and is a predicted model, not a curated record. Bases 1 to 933 code for a protein of 310 amino acids. NCBI's taxonomy places the organism in Eukaryota, Metazoa, Chordata, Testudines, Testudinidae.
AUGGCAGCCUCUUGUCGUCUCAAGCCCUUGAGCUGUGUGGCGGUGUGUGGGGGCACCCACGGUAAUGAGAUGUCAGGCAUCUACCUGGCCAAGCACUGGCUGCGGGAUCCCAUGGAGCUGCAGCGUAGCAGCUUUGCCGUCACGCCCUUCCUGGGCAACCCACGUGCCAUUGAGAAGUGUGUGCGUUACGUGGGACAGGACCUGAACCGCACCUUCACCACCGAGUUUCUCAGCUCCACAGAGGCAGAGGACGAGCCCUAUGAGGUGGUCCUGGCUCGCGAGAUCAACCAGACCUACGGCCCCAAGGGCUCAGCCCAGGCCUUUGACUUCAUGUUCGACCUGCACAACACCACGGCCAGCAUGGGCACCUGCCUCAUCGUGGACUCAGAGGAGAGCCUGCUGCCCAUGCACAUGUGCCACUACAUCCAGAUGCACUACACACGGAGCCCCUGUCCCAUCUACCUGUACAAGUUGCCAGGCGAGGAGACUUACUCCAUCAACUCGGUGGCCAAAGCCGGGCUAGCGCUGGAGCUGGGGCCACAGCCCCAGCAGGUGGUGAGAGCUGACCUGUUCAGUCAGAUGAGAGACAUCAUAGCUUGCGCAUUGGACUUCAUUGAACUCUUUAACAAGGGCACAGUGUUCCCUGCCUUUGAAAUCGAAGCGUACAAGAUCACUGGGCGCAUGGACUAUCCCUGCUACCCUGAUGGAGAGAUCUCAGCCAUGGUGCAUCCCAAGCUGCAGGAUAAGGAUUUCCUCCCCUUGAACCCCAGGGACCCAAUCUUCCAGACCUUCAGCGGGGAGGAGAUCCUUUACGAGGGCAACACCACCAUCUACCCAGCCUUCAUCAACGAGGCUGCCUACUAUGAGAAGAAGGUGGCCUUUGUCAAGAUGGAGAAGCACAUGUUCUCCAUCCCCGGCCUGCAGAGAGAUUGA